Micromonas pusilla CCMP1545 is the source of this 3930-nucleotide messenger RNA. RefSeq lists its product as uncharacterized. The coding region runs from base 1 to 3930 and encodes 1309 amino acids. The transcript is spliced from 2 exons. NCBI's taxonomy places the organism in Eukaryota, Viridiplantae, Chlorophyta, Mamiellophyceae, Mamiellales, Mamiellaceae. The record is from RefSeq and is a predicted model, not a curated record.
AUGGGCGAGGCCUUCGCGAACGUCGCGGAGGACGCGGACGCGGCGUACGAUGACGUCGUCGAUGACGUCGUCGCGUCGAAACCGGACGCGGCCGCGAUCUUCGCGCGCGCGUCGAGGGCGUCCGACUCCGACGCGACGCCCGACGGCGCGAUUCAAUCGGGCGCGCUGAGGCUCGUCUUCGACGGCCUCGCGUCGCCCGGCGGAGGGAAGGCGGCGUCGUCCGCGGCGUCGUCCGCGACGGACCCGCUGCGCUGGGGCGCGGUCGCGGGGACGGAGGGCGCGGUCGGGGAGUGGAACGACGUCGACGACGGCGUCGUCGACGCGGACGCGUUCGCGGACGCCGCGGACGAUUUCGACGAUUUCGACGCCCGCGGCGCGAGACGUGCCGACGACGCCGACGCCCUCGACGACGCGCUGCCGCCGCCCGACAUCACGGAGACGACGUACGACGCCGACGCGCCGCCGGACGCGGACGCGAUCGACGCGUGGACCGCGCACGCGACGCGAACCCAGCGCGUCGACGCCGCGCGCGGGACGACCGCGACGGCGAGGGCGACGCGCGACGCGUCGAAAUCGAAGCGCGUCGCGCCGCCGCCGCGACGCCGCGGCGUCGCGCCGUGGACGCGCGCGACGCCGCAGCGGCUGAACGCCGCCGCGCGACGGCACCCGGGGUUGACGUUGAAGCAGCAGGCGCGGCUGCACGGCGAGGACGGGUUCGCGCGCGCGGUCUCCGCGAUCGACUUGGCCGUGCGCACGGCGCCGCCGGGGAGGAAGAGCGAAUGUUUUCUGCGCAGCGGCGCCGCCGCCGCCGGCGCGAAGGGCAAGAAGCACCCGGACGCGGACGUCAUACGGAAACUCUCGAGGGAGUUCGACGACCUCGUGGGCGACGACGCUGAAGAUGCUGACGUGGCUUCUGACGUGGCUACUGCCGACGUGUCGGGAUACGCUGACGUGGUGUCGGACGCGACGGAGACGGUCACGCGCGCGGUGCAAGUCUUCAACGCGCAGUUUAGCGUCGGCACCGCGCUGUUACGCGGCGGGUUCGACGACGCCGCGGUGUACAGGUUCCGGCUCGCGGCCGCGGCGGCACCGAAACCGCUGGCAUCCAUGCGAUUACUCGCGACCGCGAAAGAGGACGAGUUGAGAGGGAAAAUAGACGACGCCGACGCGGGGUUCAUCGCCGCGGAGCGCGCGGCGCGAUCGGAGCUCGAAACCGAGCUCGGCGCGCCGUGGGAAGACGUCGACGACGACGACUUGUAUCGAAAGGAGAGGCUCGCGAGGGGAGUUCGCGAUGCGAUUGCGAUUGCGAAUUCGAAUUCGAAUUCGACAGACGAUGGCGGCGGCGACGACGACGAGAAGGUCCACGCUGCGAAGCUCAGCUCCGCGCUCGCGGCGGCGGCGGCGGCGGCGCUGAGUCGCGCGCUCGCCGGCUGCGCGCGGUGCGAACGCUCGCGCGCGCGGCGCUCGCGCGCCGCGGAGCUCUUCGGCGCCGCCGCGCUCGUCUCGCCGAUGGACAGCCAUCUCCUUCACGAGCUCGCGCGGGAGCUGACGCACGUCGGCGACGUCGCCGGCGCGGAGGGCGCGCUGCGGUUCGCGUGCUCUCCCGACCCGGACGGCUUCCUCGACGCCUCCGUCGCCGCCUUCGCCGCGCGCGCGGACCUCCUCCUCGCGGCCCCCUUCGAGCUCCCACCCCCGGAGCUGAUCGCGGAUCUGAAGCGGGGCAUCGCGGCCGCGUUCGAGCCGCUGUCGAAAUCGGACGCGGACGUGACGAAUUGCGCGAGGGUCACGAGCGACGGCGUCGACGGGUUCGGACGGUACCCGGACGCGGGCAACGUGGACUUUCUCACGGAGGCGUCGAACGCGUGCCUGCGUCUCGCGUUGGCGACGUUACGUAUCCCAGCCGCCGCGGACCCGGGCGUCGAUUCGUAUUCCGAUCCGAAUCAGAAUCCCGCGUCCGGGUGGCACGCGUCGGUCGAGACGUGCGAGGAGGCGAUCAAGGCGUUCGAGAUGAUGCGGUGGCUGAACACGCACGUUCGGAUCGUUCAAAAGAAGCACAAAAAAGAAGCCGCAGCGCUGAGAGACGACGUCACGAAAAAGCACAGAAAAAAGCUGCUGAAGGCGAACUCGGCGCGGACGAAAGACCUUCUGUGGCGCGCGGAGAGCGGGAUCGAGUUCCUGGAGAAGGAGAUCAAGGCGAGUCGCGCGCGCGCCGCGAAGUCUGGCGGCGCCGCCGGCGUUUUCGUCGACGUUCGCAAGCUCUUCGCGAAGCUCGACGCGAAGACGUCUCCGGACGGAGAGGUGCCCGCGCGCGCGUACAUGUACCUCUCGAGUCGGCGCGACGAGGACGCGACCGCGGAGAAGACGCAUCCUACUAGUCCGAAUUCGCCACCGCCCGCGAAUCCCGGGGCGAACUUCGUCGCCGCGAUCGGCCUCGACGCGAGCGUCGCCUCCGCGCUCGGCGACGAGGCGGCGUCGCGGUUCCGCGCGAGGGUCAAGGUCAGCGCGCGCGGCGCCGUCGCCGGCGCGCUCGCGCUGCGCGCCAACCGUGUCGUCCUCGGCCACGGCGCGUUCACCGCGCGCGACGUCCUCGCGGCGGCGACGCGAGCCGCGGCGGCGGACGCGCCGCCGCCGCAUCGCGCGCGCGGUCGAUCGAACACCGCGCGCGCGAUGGUCGCCAACGCGGUCGCCGCCGCCGCGACGGAGGCGCGCGAUUUUUCCGCGUGGCCGCUCGCGCCCGUCUCCGCGCUGGAGCACGUCGUGUCCGAGCUCUUCGGCGAGGGCGAAGACGCGGAGAAGGAGAAGGAUGACGCGGGCCCCGAGGCGAUGGAAGACGCGGACGAGAUCGCGAUGGCGAGAGAGGAGGCGCGCGCGUUACAGAUGCUCGAGCUCGCGCACACGCACGCGCACACGAUCGCUCCGGCGCGGCUGCCUCUCGCGAAACCGCGCGCGGCGGCAGCGACGGCGCUCCUCGCGCGGACGGCGCUCGAAGCGUCGCGCGCGGAAGAAGAUGGCGCGUCGUCGUCGUCGUCGUCGACGACGACGACGGCGAAACCGACGUGGAGCCUCGGCGUGGUCGAUCUUCGACUCGCGCUCGCGACGCUCGCGUGCGUCGUCGGGGGCGACGGCGGCGCGGAGGACGCGUUGCGACGCGCGCACGAGGUGCUCUCGACGGAAAAGCGGCGUCGGAACGACGAGGGGGAUCGGACGGCGGCGGCGCGCGAGGGCGGAUCGGUCGACGACGACGACGCGUGGGGCGACGUCGGCGGCGACGACGACGACGUCGACGGCGACGGCGACGACGCGGAGGCGACGGCGACGGCGACGGCGCGGCGCCGCCGCGGCGGCGCCCCCGCGGCGCCGCCCGCCGGCUUGAUCUGGCGCGGCGACGCGACGCGACUGCUCCGCGCGCUCCGCGUCCUCGGCGACCGCCCGCUCGACGUCGCGAAUUCCGCCGCGACGCGGCAUCAAGAGGGGGGGUCCCAGGACGACGACGACGACGACGAAGACGGCGACGAGACCACCGCCGCCGGGGCCGCCGAGGAGGAGCUCGCCGUCGCCGGGGCGGAGGCGCUGACGCGGCGCGGGCUGACGGCGACGUCGCACGCGCCGAACGUCGGCGCGCGGCAUCUCCACGCUCUCGCGAGGCUCGACGCGUCCGCCGCCGCCGCCGCCGCCGCGGGGAAGAAGAAGAAGGAAGAGAAGAAGAAACGGCUGAAUGCCUGGCAUUUCUGCGCGGCGACGGGGGAGCGAAUCGACCCGGGCGCCGGUUUCGAGUGCGUCGCCGGCGUCGACGUCGACGACGCCGCGAUCGCGCCGGACGGGGACGGCGCGGUCGGUCUGUUCACGCUCGGCGCGCGCGCGUACGCGGAGGGGAACGUCCCGAGCGCGUACGCGGACGCGCGGCGGUUGGUGUUCAAGGAGUGGGCGUGA